Molecule: messenger RNA, 2915 nt
Organism: Corythoichthys intestinalis (scribbled pipefish)
Lineage: Eukaryota; Metazoa; Chordata; Actinopteri; Syngnathiformes; Syngnathidae
Product: gastrula zinc finger protein XlCGF57.1-like
Exons: 4
Coding region: 267-1931 (554 amino acids)
Biological process (GO): regulation of gene expression
Cellular component (GO): nucleus
Source: RefSeq, a predicted model, not a curated record
GGACUGCACUGGCUGGAGGAGGAGCUGCAGUCCGAUUGCUUUGGAAAACUAGUGCUUGCUUGGAAACAAUCCAUUUUUCAUUAGCCCCACAAUGUAAUGUAAUCGACUAAAAGGUGGCGGAAAUUUUUGGACACGCCAAGAAUCCGUUCAAUCUCGCUUCUGCUUCGAAUCGUUUGGGUGCCCGUUGAAACUUCGAGGCCUGCUUAGGUUAGCCUAGCGUAGCUUAGCCGCUAACAAAGCGAACAAACAACGCGCCUGGGUUCGACAUGUCGCCGAGCAAGCAAACAUCACGUGCCAAAAUGUCAGAUGUCAGUCUAGCGUAUCGUUCUGAAUGCCAGGAGUCUGCUCACAUGGAAGAAAAGGAGGAAGGGUCUCUAUACGUCAAGAAGGUGGAGGAAGAAUUCGUCCUCAUUAAAGAGGAGCAGGAGGAGUAUCACAUUAGAGUGGAGAACCCCCACAUUGAGGUGCGGCAGCACCCUCAUCCCGUCAAAAAGGAGGAGGAGGAUCCUCCAUAUGUUAAAGUGGGAGUGGUAGACAUCCCCAAGUGGACUGGUAAGCCUUUGAAGGGGGAAGAUGACAGUCCGAGUGAGGCCAGUAGAGGGGCGAAGCCUCCAAAUGGCAGCAGCAGUUCAAAAGAAGGAUUCCAAGCAGACAACCUCAUCGCUCGACCAUCAGAGAGUGACGACUUCACUUCACACUCGCUGUUCUGUUUCAGAAAAUAUUUUGGUCCUGAGCAACAGGAGUCAGGGUCUAGUGGCGUGAAAGACGAAGUAGAGCACCCGCAAAUAAAAAAGGAAGAGCCAGAUGACCCUCGACAGCAAAAGACAGAAGAACAACUUUCAAUCAAAAAGGAGGAGGUAGAGCUUACGUUAAAGGGAGAGCCAUAUGUUAAAGAGGAGGACGAUAUCACCAGGCCAUUUUGUGAGCCCUUGAAGAGUGAAGAGGGCCUGAGUGAGACCAGCAGAGGAGCGGAGCCUCUAAGCGGCAGCAGCAGCAGCAGGUUAACAGAAGGAUUGCAAGCGGACAGUUUCACCGCUCCGCUAUCAGAUAGUGAAGACGCCAUGUCACACUCGCCUGACAGUGACAACAAAUGCAAAUGCUCUCAUUGUGGGAAAACCUUCAUUAAUAAGUAUAAUUGUCGUAGACAUAUGAGGAGCCACGAUGAAAAACCUUUUUCUUGCUCAGUUUGUGGCCAAAGAUUCAGUCAGAAGAGCACCUUAAAACAACACACAGGAACCCACAAUGGAGAAAAACCUUUUUCCUGCAAAGUUUGUGGCCAACAAUUCUCUCAGAAGGGAAACUUAAAACAACACACAAGAACCCACACUGGAGAAAAAGCUUUUUCCUGCAAAGUUUGUGGCAAAAGAUUCUCUUCAAAGAGAGACCUAGCAGUUCACACAAGAACCCACACUGGCGAAAAACCUUUUUCCUGCUCAGUUUGUGGUCAAAGAUUCACUCAAAAGCAACACUUAAAAAAACACGAAAGAACCCACACUGGCGAAAAACCUUUUUCCUGUUCAGUUUGUGGUCAAAGAUUUAGUCAAAUGACCACCUUAAAACGACACACAAGUACCCACACUGGAGAAAAACCUUUUUCCUGCUCAGUUUGUGACCAAAGAUUCUCUCAAAAGGGAAACCUAAAACAACACACAAGAAACCACACUGGAGAAAAACCUUUUUCCUGCUCAAUUUGUGACCGAAGAUUCAUUUGGAAGAGCGGCCUAAAAAUACAUUCAAGAACUCACACUGGAGAAAAACCUUUUUCCUGCCCAGUCUGUGAUCAAAGAUUUGCUCAGAAGCAAGACUUAAAAGAACACAGAAGAACCCACAGUGGAGACAAACCUUUUUCCUGCUCAGUUUGUGACCAAAGAUUCAGUUGCAAGAGCGCCCUAAAAAUACACACAAGAACCCACACUGGAGAAAAACCGUGACGUAGUUUUAUUUUGAAAUGUUCACCGGAGGUGGUGGGAAAAAGAGGGCUAAGAUCCUGUGGGACAGACUGAUAAGGUGGUCGUUGCCAACCAACCGGACGUCAUGAUCAUGGAUAAGCAGCAGAGGACAGAUGCCGAUAUCAGGAAAAAGAACACGAGAAAUGAAUUCUUGCCAUAGCUUACCAGAUUGGACAUGUUGUCUGAUUACGUUGUUUACUUUGCACCAUCAACUGUUUUAUUCUUUAUCAAGGUCAUUAGAGUUGGCAAGUUUCUCAGUUCGCUUUGAACUUCCAUCAUGCUCCAAACAAUUAUCUACUUACUCCUUGAUGAGGGUAAUACAGUAACAGCUUGCAAAGUCGAGCUCACAAGUCAAAACACCGGUCACCUGCCAAUACUCGCAAAUAGAGGUAUUGUGUUUCUCACAUGUUUUUAAUAAUACUUGAAAAUAGGCUAAAUAACAGUCAUAUUAGCCACAUCAGAGUAUUUUUUUAGUGCCUCAUCAGAUAUAUACGAGAGUACUUUAGUUAGCGUCCUGGCAAAGUCCAGUUACCUCCCCGCCCGCCCGCAUACCCGUUCUUGUAUGUCCGCAUCUUGAAGUUCAGCUACGUUGAUUGCUUCCAGCAGCAUCUUUCCUCAGAUGAGCUAAACUUCCAUUUUAGAGAAUGCAUGUCAUUUUUGAUCUUUAGGUACACAGUCAAAUUCAAUAAAAUAAUUCUAAAACUGACAUUACAUUAGUGUUAGAUGCAGUGUUUUUUGUUUGUUCUUUAUUCAUUUAUUUUUGCGUACUUGUGAUUUGUGACAGGUAGAUUUGCUUCAGCUUUUGAGACCAAUCUGGAAAAAAAAAAUUCAAAAUACACUUUGAAUUGCCUCUGGAAAAUAUUGUCAAAGUUGUACUUCCUCGGGGAUUUUUAUUGACAAACAUGUAAUUUAGACGUUUAAUAAUUAAUAUAUAGACUGUUGAAUAUUAUUGUAUUUCUUGAAAAA